Molecule: messenger RNA, 2952 nt
Organism: Malus domestica (apple)
Lineage: Eukaryota; Viridiplantae; Streptophyta; Magnoliopsida; Rosales; Rosaceae
Product: putative phospholipid:diacylglycerol acyltransferase 2
Biological process (GO): lipid metabolic process
Cellular component (GO): cytoplasm
Source: RefSeq, a predicted model, not a curated record
UCCAAUUCCACAGCAAACCCAGGAAAAGAUGGGCUUUCCUUCUUUCCCCUGCUCCUUUCUCCGGGGCCUCAGUCCUCAGAGGCAGGGGCGGUGGUAGUGAUAGCAAAAGGUCAAAAAGUCCCUAGCAGAGAAGAAUACGUCUCCAUGCACCCAAAAUGUUGACAGCUGAUAAAGCUCUGCAUGCAAACGCCAGGACAAGUGUCUCUCUGCAAAACCAAACAGUCUUAGGUGUGCGUCUUUUGGAUUCACCAUCUUUAUGUUUGGCCAAAUAAUCAGAAGAAGAAAACCAAAUUUUCUUUUGGGUUGUUUGUUUCUGGUGCGUGCGCCCAACGGCAGACUGCAACCAUAUCUCCGUCUCCCACCACGUGGUUUUACCUUUUUCACAGCGGCAAGUGAACCCAUAACUUUUUUCUGCUCUAUAAUCCACCCCAAAGCUUCAAUCUUUGCCUCAAUCUCUCAAUUUUCUUUGAUGGGUUGCUCUUGUUCCUGCUGAUUUUGGUGAAAAAAACCAACUUUCUGGGCCCGCCAUGGCUUCGAGAUCGAUUCUCCGGUUUCGAAAACUCUGCUACGUUGAGCCUGUGAGCUCCCCUUCUGUAAAGUUUCGAUCUUUUCAGACCUCAGAAGUUGAAGGGACAGAUGAGAGUUCCGUGGAGAAGAAGCAAUGGAAGAGGAAGAAGCAGCAGAGGGGGUGGAGGUGCAUAGAUAGCUGCUGUUGGGUCAUUGGGUACAUGUGCACUGCUUGGUGGGUUCUUUUGUUAUUGUACCACAGCUUGCCGGUCACUUUGACCGGCUUUCAGGUGCCGGAAUCUCCAGGGACAAGGCUUAAAGGUGAAGGCCUGACUGCCCUUCACCCUGUUGUUCUUGUCCCCGGCAUUGUGACCGGUGGCCUCGAGCUCUGGGAAGGCAGGCCUUGUGCCGAGGGGCUUUUUCGAAAGCGGCUUUGGGGUGGUGGUUUCACCGAAAUCUUCAAAAGGCCUUUGUGUUGGUUAGAGCAUCUGUCUCUGCACAAUGAAACGGGGCUCGAUCCUCCGGGAAUUCGAGUCAGGGCAGUUCCGGGACUUGUUGCAGCUGACUAUUUUGCUCCUGGAUAUUUUGUUUGGGCUGUUUUGAUCGAAAACUUGGCGAAAAUUGGUUACGAAGGGAAGAAUAUGCAUAUGUCUGCGUAUGAUUGGCGGCUAUCUUUCCAAAAUACAGAGAUUCGGGACCAAGCUCUUAGUAGAUUGAAGAGUAAAAUUGAGCUUAUGUACGUAACGAAUGGAUAUAAGAAAGUGGUUGUGGUGCCUCAUUCUAUGGGUGCAAUUUAUUUCCACUUCAUGAAAUGGGUUGAAUCACCUCCUCCUAUAGGUGGUGGUGGUGGUCCAAGCUGGUGUGCCAAGCACAUUAAAGCAAUCAUGAAUAUCGGUCCAGCAUUUCUUGGUGUUCCAAAAGCUGUUAGUAAUAUAUUUUCUGCUGAGGGUAAAGAUGUCGCGUACAUCAGAGCUAUGGCUCCGGGUGUUUUAGAUUCUGAAUUUCUUGGGCUUCAAACCUUUGAGCACGUCAUGCGGGCAAGUCGAACCUGGGAUUCCAUAGUUUCCAUAUUGCCAAAAGGUGGAGAUGCCAUCUGGGGCAAUUUGGAUUGGUCUCCUGAAGAUGGGCAGAGCUGUUACCAGGCAAGGAAAGGAUAUCUACAGUCCACUACUGGUGACAACAAUUUCAGCCGCAACGAUGGAAAUAGUGUUUUCCAAGUAAAAGAACCUGUGAAAUAUGGAAGAAUAAUCUCUUUUGGCAAGGAAUCUUCACAAUUAUCUUCUUCACAGCUUCCUAGGCUUGAUUUGAAGGAUCUAAUACACAAAGAUUUGGCCACAAAUUCCAAGUCAUCGUGUGGAGCGGUGUGGACUGAAUAUGAUGAGGUAAGCAGUGAAAGCAUCAGAAGAAUUACAGAAAAUAAGGCUUACACAGCUCAAACACUUUUUGAUCUACUACGUUUUGUGGCUCCAAAAUUGAUGCGACGGGCUGAGGCUCACUUCUCUCAUGGGAUAGCUGAUAACCUUGAUGAUCCUAAAUACGCCCAUUACAAGUACUGGUCCAAUCCACUAGAGACCAAGUUACCGGUUGCUCCAAACAUGGAAAUAUACUGUUUAUAUGGCGUUGGAAUCCCCACUGAAAGAUCAUAUGUAUACAAGAUGUCUCCUUCUAACAAGUGCAAAAGCAUUCCAUUCCGGAUUGAUGGUUCAGCAGAUGGAGAGGCAGGAAGUUGUCUGAAAAAUGGAAUACAUUUUGUGGAUGGUGACGAUAGUGUGCCUGUAUUGAGUGCAGGUUUCAUGUGUGCCAAAGGAUGGAGAGGAAGAACGAGAUUCAACCCAUCUGGUAUUGCUACUUACAUAAGGGAGUACCGGCACAAGCCACCGGCUAGUUUCCUUGAGGGGAGGGGUAUAGAGAGUGGUGCACAUGUUGACAUCAUGGGAAACGUUGCAUUAAUUGAAGAUGUUCUCAGGGUUGCUGCCGGAGCAAAUGGUGCACAGACCGGAGGUGAUAGGAUUUACUCAGAUAUCAUGAGAAUAUCUGAGAGAAUAAAUCUACAGAUGUAACAUGUAAGUACACUUGGAAAGAUGACCACCCUUGCGAUUAAGAAAUCAGAGACACAAGGCAUCCGGGAGAUGAGAACUAACAAUGGAGAAACAGUUGCUGCUUUGAGGCUCAUGAACAACUACCUUAUCUGCAGCACCCGUAAUACUUAGCACUUCAGAGCAAGGCUUUGGUUUGUGGGGAAAGAGGAGAAACCACUUAUGGUAAAUGGUAUACGUGCUUGUCAUUUAGGAGCUAUAAUUGUAGUGAUCCGGUAGUCAAAUCGUAAUAAGAGCACAAGAGCUCAUUUGUAGUCAAUUUUGGGUGGCUGAAAUGUAGUUUAUAUUUGCAACAGACUUGUAGCUCAAGUAAUCAAAAGCGAUUAUCCUCGCACCAGAUGUUAACUUA